Leucoraja erinaceus (little skate) is the source of this 4375-nucleotide messenger RNA. It is a transcript of the gene mtbp, whose product is annotated as MDM2 binding protein. The transcript has 22 exons. The record is from RefSeq and is a predicted model, not a curated record. Gene Ontology annotation, cellular component: kinetochore. Lineage: Eukaryota; Metazoa; Chordata; Chondrichthyes; Rajiformes; Rajidae. The coding region runs from base 563 to 3196 and encodes 877 amino acids. Gene Ontology annotation, biological process: traversing start control point of mitotic cell cycle; protein localization to kinetochore; regulation of protein ubiquitination.
CCGCCCGCCCCCAACCGGGGAGAGCAACGGGCCACCUCCCGAACCCCUUCAACUGCCUAAUCUGAAGAGUCCCCCCCCAAGCCCCCACCUCCAAUCCAGCAAGUCGCCCCCCUCUCCUCUAGCGAGUCAACCCUCCUCUCAUCAUCCCUCACCUUCCAACUGUCCUCUUUCAUCACCCCCAGCACUAACAACAGUGAAUGUCCCCAACCACUGUCAACCAACCCACAGCAACUGGCCCUUGUGUCUUUCCCCCCAGCAAUUGUUUUCACCCCUGCAAACAUUUAUCCAGUGUGGUUGCUAUCACACUUGUGCAAGGGCUGGGAUCUGGCCCGAGCUAGUCUUGGAAUCAGAACCUGCGGAAAGAUCAUUUCCAACCCUGCAGCAAGAAAAAAACGUGCAGUUUGAUCGCCUAUCCACAUUGAAGAUAACUACGUGUGCAGGAUAUACCUGGGAAGCUUAAGAAAAUAGUGAAGACACAUGGUCAAACCACUAUGAGAAAACCAGCAUUCUUAAAUUGUUUGUGUAUUUAUUUUAUGAUGGACACUUCUUACCACAUCUGACAAUGGAUCGAUAUGUGCUGUUAGUUGUUUGGAAUUGUUCAGAUGAACAGUGUCAAGAUGAAGAGUUUGCUGAGCUGACUGCCAUUAACCGCAUUUAUGAAUUUAUGAGAAGAAGUUGCUGCACUUCAACAAGUUCCAGAUUGACUGCCUUUCCAGCCUGCUCAAUCAGUGGAGUACCAGCCCCACAAAAAUGGUUCUGCGCAAUUCAAGCAAUCCGAGGCUUUUCACAGUUCUGUAGUACAGAUUGGGAAGAAAUUAAUUCAAGCUCACAAGCCACUAACUGUGAGGAAUCUCUACCAACAUUAAUACAAGAUUGCCUGAAUAGCAUAAAUGCUUGUGAAGAAGAGGACAGUGAUGGGAAAGACUCGCUACCCUUAUCUGAGUUGUUUGAAGAGGCAGCAGAGGGUCUACAUCGGCUUGCAGAUAAACUCCCUCCUCCUGGCAAAGUGUCAUUGGACCUAAUCAUGCUCGUCUCUGGCAGAGAUAUUCCGAGGCUGAAAGAUUGGCUGCCUGUUGUGGGAGCAUUUAAGCACCUGAGAGAGUGGCAUUCAGCAGAAAUUACCAUAACAACAAAGGUUGGCAAAUGUUGGCAGAAAAUUGCAGAGUACCUGGGAGCAACUGUUGUAGAUCCUGAAAAAUUAACGAACGCGAUCGACCCAUUGGUGUUGUGGAGAGGGCAAGUACGCAUCCAAGAACGAAAGUUUGCUUCAGAGGUCACGUUUCCUGGGUUCUGCUUGAGAGCCUGCACUCAAAACUCGUGGUGCCAUUUAAUAAGCUCCUGCUCGACCACAACUUCCGGAGCAUCAAAUACAGCUGGAGAUGCGAACUUGAUUUUCACCGUUUUCCAUUAUUACAAGCCAGUGCUGGAGUUUGUGCAGUUGGUGGCGCUCUCAGACCUUCCAUCUUGCUUUCAGUCUGGGAUUGAUUUUGAAUUCAGUUUAUUACACAGUGACAUCGAAAGCAAAUCAAAGCUUUUGCUGAACCAACUUUCCUCUCUACAAGGCAAGGUGGGGGCACUUUUUUACCUGUCUUGUACUGUGAGCAGCACUAUGAUUCCUCCAGCUAACCAGUACAGUACGCGGAAGUGGAAAGAGUAUAUGGCAAAGAAGCCAAAAUCCAUUAAUGUUCCAGAGAUUGAGUUGAAAGGAGAGAUGUCUGGUUAUUACCUGUUGGUUCAGAAUGACGGCCAAGGAGGCUGCAAGGCAAUCCUGAUCCAUUCAGCCAAUCAGAUAAAUGGGGCUGCUGCUGUAGCCAUAGUGAAUGGGAUGUUGAAAAAGGCUGAAGGCAUAGAAGGGUGUGGUGUUGAAGAGCUUCUCGGGGCAAUGCCUUACCUGACUGGUGAUCAACUUGUAAACAGAGAGAAGAAACUGGCUCAAAUUCAAACUCUUGCUUUAAAGGAGUUUCUGAAAAGAAAGCAGAUAAGCCAAAAAUGUUCAUCCAUUCCAGUCAAUGAGCUGAAGGCAUUGUUAACUUUAGCAAGAAAACAGUAUUUUAGCCAGUUUGGCAGUAACCUGCUAAGUGAUAAUUUAGUCAGCGUAUGUAGAAACCAACAGGAAGCUGUUACAUUUACAGAAAGAAAUAUCUCAAAUCUAAGCCCUUCACAGUGGCCUGAAAGAAGUGUUCUUCAAAACUAUGAAAACCUUGAGCGCAUCAGACAGAAAAGCAGGGUUGACUCCAUAUUGGCAAGGUCAUCUGACAAGCUCUUGGGACUCAAGGGUAGCCAAAGAGGACUUCCAAUUCAGCUUGAUGCCAAGGAACUGCUGAAGUAUUUUACACCAGAGGGUUUCCCCAUUGCUGAGCUCCCACCUUUAGCAAUACAGAGAGGUGAAAACAAGUUUGUACUGACCCCAGAGAUGACCAUACAGAAGCUGAAAGGCCUGCCUUUCGAGAAAGCAACUGCAUGUCAUUACCAUGGAGUUGAGUACUGCCUGGACCACAGCAAAGCACUUGAAAAAGAUAUUGGAUUUGGAAAACUUCAGUCGCGCCUCAUCCGCUAUGAAACCAACACCACAUGCUCGAGGGAGCACUGUCCUGUUGUUUACGGAUUAAGCCCACUGCCAUCCCCAGCAGUACCGUCAGAACCUGGAAGAGCACCAGAUGGAGAAGCUUUGCAAACCACCAAUGAACAUGGGCAGAACCUUAGGUCAAGGAAGGUAGACUGCCUCCAUCCAAGCAGAAGAUUGGCCAAGUGCAAAAAUGUGGAAUAUCUCAAAUCCCAGAACUCGCUAUCCACAUCACAAAGCAGGCAUCACUCAGAAGUUGCUUUGCAGGAACAUUCACAAAGGUUUGCAGCUGCUGCUGCUGCUUCUUCCAGUAAGCAGUCCAGCAGUCAGUUCCAGAGCACGGCUACAAAACCUGGUCGCCAAAGUCAGAUUCGACAGGAGUCACGAACUGAGCGAACUCAAAAGCACAAAAGGAUGUUGAAAGAAGUUGUGGCAAAAACCCUCGAGGAUAAUGGAAUCUCAAAGAACCAUAAAUAUUUUGUUUCUUGCAGUCAACGACUGUUUAAAAUAUCCUUGUUUUACCUCAAGGAUUUAAAAACAUCACGUGGCCUACAUGAAGAAAUGAAGAGGGCUGCAAACAACAAUGUUCGGCAGGUAAUCGACUGGGUGUUGGAAAAGGCCGAGAGGAAGUGAAAUUGUGUUUCAAAAAAUCGAGUGUUUGCUCAGGAAACAGAAAUCGCUCUGAAGAGAGUUUCUAAAUCUGAUGUAAACUAUCUGGACAUUCAGCACUUGGAAAUAACACGCUGUUGUCAAUUAUGGAGUAAUGCAGAAUUAUGCUACACACUUGGUUCACUUGAAUUUGUUUAUUCCGAAAACUCAGAUAGUUAAAUUAAAAUUAGAUGGCAGUAAAAUUGUAGAGAAUUAAAAUACUAUUUUUGUAUUGAUUCUGCGCUUUAAAAUGUAAAUGUUUUUAAAAUCAAAUUGGAGCUUUGAAUCGGGUUUUUACAGAGUUUGUUUUUUAAAAAACAUUGUCAUUUUGCAUUCCUGAUUCAUUUUAUUGUUGCUAACCCCACACACUGUUUCUGUAACUGUGCUUGUGACAAGAUGAGUUCACUUAAAAAUCUGGUUAUUCCGAAACAUUUGGAGCAUAAUUAAAUGGCCUGGGUGGAAAAAAGCAGGGCCCCUGAACUGAUAGCAAGUUACGACACAUUCAUGCAAAAUGAAAAAAAGCAGAAGCACUGACUGCUUCAGUUUGGAGAAGUUUAUAGAUCGUAAGUUUGUGAGCAGUGCUUAUGUUCUUAUCAAGGCCACAAAAUUCCAAACACAGUUCUUCUUGAAACAGUUUGUCCUACAUAUGGCACAAUAGGGAGCAUUUAUGACAUUUUAAUGCAAUAAUAUUUUUUUUUAGAUGCCAGUAAAUCUUCAGAAAUAGCCUGCGAUAUAAUUUUCUCAAGAUUCAUUCUGUUGCUAAACACAAUCAGUCAGACCUGAGUCUUUGAGCUUGGUCUCAUUGUGCAGAUUAUUCCUGGUAGAUUGGCCUGCAGUUCACUGGACAAUUGUGUCGACUCCCGGCUAACUGUUUUUCUUCAAGCUUUGGGAGUUGCUUUGAUUUUUUCAGGUCAUUGAUUUGCCCAGAAUUUGAUCUGUGAGUUAGUUGUAAAUUGUUUAAAAGAAGAUCUCUUAUUUACAGUGUCUUUUUUUUUAAUAAAUAAUUUAAUCGGAUGUGCUGUAAAGCUGAGCAUGUUUCCGACAAACUAGGCUUGUAGUGUAACUACUUAAAGUGAACUUAUACACAAGUUAUUUUCUUAUGGUGCAUUAUACUCCUGUAAUUCAACAAAUGAACAUACAAAGAAAUAAAGUUUAUGAUCAUCU